AUGAUUUGCCAUAUUUGCGAGAGCGACAGCUUUGAAGAUGGAGGAGAUGGUUUUUUUUACUGCCUACAAUGCUCUACUCAGGCGGACGGUAUUAUCCAAACAGGCGUCGACGGCGAAGAUUUGGGCGGAGCCGGCGGUGGCGGAACUUAUCGAAAACAAGACACUCGCCCUGAACCAGCACCAAACCCAGAGCCUGUCAAAUUGAGUUACGAGGAUUAUUACAAGGAGACCAGAGAUAGAUACGUCAAAGGUUUACUGAUGAUGAUAACUUAUCAGUGCGAUGCGUUGGUUGAGAAAUUCAAUGUGACGCCAUUGAUUAUUGGUUUGGUCGAUGAUGAUUGGGCUGAUAAGGCGAUUCUUGAAUCCGAGCUCCAAUCAGAGGGAGAAGUAAGAGAGCCAGAGGUUAAGCGUGGUAAAGCCUCCGAAGAACCUCAAAACUUAUAUGGUAAAAGAGCAGUAACGAUAUGGUUAAGUCAGCUUAAAAAGUCUCUGCCUUUAUCGUCUUCUUUGGCUUUAUCUUUCCUUGCUUGUCACAAAGCUGGAACACCCACGGAUAUAGUUAGAUGGGCACGACAAGGAAAGUUUCCGUAUCUUUCUUCUUUUCUCAAGAUUCGAGAGCAAAUGGGAGACAGAUCAGCUGCGUGUCCUGUGUCUGUAAGCGUGAUGUUUAAGCCUAGUCAGAUUGUUUCUGCUCAGAGAUUAGAAGCUCAAGUUGCUUCCAUUGCUGAUAUCAUCGGUUUGCCUUUGCCUCCUGUGAAUUUCUAUGCUAUAGCUUCAAACUAUCUAGAGCGGUUGUCUAUUCCCAAGGAGAAGGUUCUUGAUCUGGUCCGUCUCUUACACAACUGGUCAAUGCCUUCCGAUUUGUAUCUAUCAAAGAACGAGCUCAGGCUUCCCACUCGUGUCUAUGUCAUGUCUAUUAUUAUCGUAGCUAUUCGGAUGCUUUAUAAUAUCAAUGGUUUUGGUGUAUGGGAACAAAGCUUGGGUUUGCUUGAUGCUAGUGAGGAGGAUGUCACCAAAGCAACUGAGGAGCUUUUGAAAAACCUUGAAACGAAAUAUCACGAGGUCGCUGCUGAAACCGUUGGUAAAUUCCUUUAUUCCCUGUGA
Arabidopsis lyrata subsp. lyrata is the source of this 1104-nucleotide messenger RNA. Its product is annotated as TATA box-binding protein-associated factor RNA polymerase I subunit B. Gene Ontology annotation, biological process: RNA polymerase I preinitiation complex assembly; nucleolar large rRNA transcription by RNA polymerase I. The record is from RefSeq and is a predicted model, not a curated record. Bases 1 to 1104 code for a protein of 367 amino acids. Gene Ontology annotation, molecular function: RNA polymerase I core promoter sequence-specific DNA binding. NCBI's taxonomy places the organism in Eukaryota, Viridiplantae, Streptophyta, Magnoliopsida, Brassicales, Brassicaceae. Gene Ontology annotation, cellular component: RNA polymerase I core factor complex; RNA polymerase transcription factor SL1 complex. The transcript is spliced from 2 exons.